UUCAGUCGCACCCUCGCCUCGCGGACGGCGCGCACUCCGUAACGUCUUCACACAUCGACACGCGCCGAAAACGAGAUUGCCGCGGGCAAAGAUACGCUCGCACCACCAACGGCAAUUAGCGAGGAGGAAGGUUCUGUAAAAGUGAUAAGGAAUACAUUUGAGAGAUACCAAAGAUGAGGCUUCUCGCGGUCGCCCUGGGUUUCCUUCUUCAGGCAUGGAUCGUGUCCUGCGGGACAAGACCCAGCUUCGUUUCCGAUCAGAUGAUCGCGACCGCAGCCAGUGUCGUGAACGCCUGCCAAACACAAACGGGAGUUGCCACAGGUAUAUUAUUCAACGAGAGAGUUCAUUCNNNNCAAUGGCCGGAAACACGUCAAUUGAAGUGCUACAUGUAUUGUCUCUGGGAACAAUUCGGACUGGUCGAUGACAAGAGAGAGCUAAGUCUGAACGGGAUGCUGACGUUUUUCCAGAGAAUACCUGCCUAUAGAGCCGAGGUUGAGAAAGCGAUUAGCGAGUGCAAGGGGAUCGGUAACUAUUUGGCAAAGGGCGAUAAUUGUGAAUACGCGUAUGCGUUCAACAAAUGCUACGCGGAGCUAUCUCCUAGGACUUACUAUCUAUUCUAAUGAGCGGGACGAGGAUGACAGCGUAAGAAGACCAAGAACAAAAUGCUCAAGAUACAAUUUCGUGUCGAGAUGUUUUUAAAAUCACUUUCCACUUUAUCAUGUAACCGCUGUACAUGCCGUAUUGCGUAAACCGUAUACGAAUCUGUUGAUGAAAUAAAGAAUUCAGCGGUCUAAUCGAUAA
Messenger RNA from Atta colombica, 801 nucleotides. It is a transcript of the gene Obp10, whose product is annotated as general odorant-binding protein 69a-like. Bases 174 to 620 code for a protein of 148 amino acids. Lineage: Eukaryota; Metazoa; Arthropoda; Insecta; Hymenoptera; Formicidae. Gene Ontology annotation, molecular function: odorant binding. The record is from RefSeq and is a predicted model, not a curated record. Gene Ontology annotation, biological process: sensory perception of smell. The transcript has 6 exons.